CUUGCCCCGGAAGCGCUUGGAGCACGGCGCAACUGGGCGCUAAGAUGGCGGCGGCGUGAGUUGCAUGUUAUACGAGGAUCCCGGGGCUGCCGCAUUGCUCCGGCCCCGCCAUGGCCGUCGUCAUCACACUUAAAACGUUGCAGCAGCAGACCUUCAAGAUACGCAUGGAGCCUGAGGAGACGGUGAAGGUGCUGAAGGAAAAGAUAGAAGCUGAGAAGGGUAGAGAAGCUUUCCCUGUGGCCGGACAGAAGCUCAUAUAUGCUGGCAAGAUCUUGAGUGAUGAUGUCCCCAUCAAGGAAUACCAUAUAGAUGAGAAGAACUUUGUGGUUGUCAUGGUGACCAAGACCAAGACUGGCCAGGGGACUCCAGCACCCCCAGAGGUCUCACCUACUGCUGCCUCGGAAUCCUCCACACCUUUCCCUCCGGCCCCGGCAUCAGGGAUGUCCCAUCCUCCACCUCCCAGCAGUGAGGACAAGAGCCCAUCAGAAGAUUCAGCCACCACAACAUCUCCAGAAUCCAUUUCUGGCUCUGUUCCUUCUUCAGGUAGCAGCGGGCGAGAGGAAGACGCAGCUUCCACAUUAGUGACUGGCUCUGAGUAUGAGACGAUGCUGACCGAGAUCAUGUCCAUGGGCUACGAGCGGGAACGGGUUGUGGCCGCGCUGAGGGCCAGCUACAACAACCCCCACAGAGCUGUGGAGUACUUGCUGACGGGAAUUCCCGGAAGCCCCGAGCCCGAACAUGGUUCUGUCCAGGAGAGCCAGGUACCAGAACAGCCGGCCACAGAAACAGUGGAGAACCCCCUGGAGUUUCUGCGGGACCAGCCCCAGUUUCAGAACAUGCGGCAAGUGAUUCAGCAGAACCCAGCACUGCUCCCUGCACUGCUCCAGCAGCUGGGCCAGGAGAACCCUCAGCUCUUGCAGCAAAUUAGCCGUCACCAGGAGCAGUUCAUCCAGAUGUUGAAUGAGCCCCCGGGGGAGCUGCCGGAUGUCUCUGAUGUAGAGGGCGAGGUUGGUGCCAUAGGGGAGGAGGCCCCACAGAUGAACUAUAUCCAGGUGACGCCGCAGGAGAAGGAAGCUAUAGAAAGGAGCCCAGCCUGCUCAAAGUUGCUGGCAAGACCAGGAGGCGACAGAUGGGCCCCUCUUGGCCUCUGUCCCAGCUCCCUGCAGCCAGAUGGAGAGGCGCCUGCCUGCUUCCCCAUCCCUGAAGCAUCCCCAAGGACAACCCACCUCCCUCCUCCAUGAUGAGGGGAAGCUGGAGCCCUAAACUUUUAUCCUCCAUUGGAGUGGCCCAAAUCUUUCCAUCUGGAGUGAGUUCAUUAGAAGCCCAAGGCCUUCUCCCAAGACUGGCCUUGGCCUCCAGCCUGGAGAAGAAGGUAACAUCAGUUCUGAAGGCCAAGGCUACCCCUGCCCCAGGACAGAACCACAUCUCUGAUAAAGGUUUUAAAGUGAAUAAAGUUUUAAAAGUGAGCCCUAAUAAUGGUGCCUGCCUCCUGGAGCUUCUCACAGCAGCCUAUGAAUCUGUGAGCUAGCUGGGGCACAGGUGACGUGGCAUGCCGAGCUGUGGGGAAGACGCCUGUGAGCCUCACAGAUGGGGGCCCCAGCAUCUUUUCCCUCUGGAAACUUGGGCCCCUGCCCCAGCUCAGCCCUGGAAGGGCUGCUGCUCCCUCUAUCAUGCAGUCUGUUUGGCUGUACUCCCCCCGGUAAUUGGCUAAUUACUGGAGAUUAAUGUUGGUAAACAGAAGCCUCCUUCUCCACCGCCAUCUGCUCCUUCAUUAUUUGCCCAUCCAUUCCCCCUUCUAUAUCCCUGAAGCCCCAGUUCAUGGCAUGGACUAGCGUCCAGGUGUGAACACAGCCCA
Microtus ochrogaster (prairie vole) is the source of this 1855-nucleotide messenger RNA. It is a transcript of the gene Rad23a, whose product is annotated as RAD23 nucleotide excision repair protein A. Gene Ontology annotation, biological process: proteasome-mediated ubiquitin-dependent protein catabolic process; nucleotide-excision repair. Lineage: Eukaryota; Metazoa; Chordata; Mammalia; Rodentia; Cricetidae. Gene Ontology annotation, cellular component: nucleoplasm; cytosol. Gene Ontology annotation, molecular function: polyubiquitin modification-dependent protein binding; damaged DNA binding; proteasome binding. The record is from RefSeq and is a predicted model, not a curated record.